AUGCUGGAGGAUUCUAAGAGAUACCCGUUUGUAGUGGAACUCAAAAGAAUAUCAAGCCCUCCAGGCUCCAUGCAGCCGCAAACAUUUAACAAAGCAGAUUCAAUACAAUGCACUCUAAACGAAGUAGUGCUAAUCCGUUGGUUUUUGGAAUUAAAUCUACAUAAUUUAACAACCGGUGUAAUUGACUAG
Molecule: messenger RNA, 189 nt
Organism: Dovyalis caffra
Lineage: Eukaryota; Viridiplantae; Streptophyta; Magnoliopsida; Malpighiales; Salicaceae
Source: the annotation of a GenBank genome assembly